Marmota flaviventris (yellow-bellied marmot) is the source of this 2409-nucleotide messenger RNA. RefSeq names its product Fas associated via death domain (gene Fadd). Lineage: Eukaryota; Metazoa; Chordata; Mammalia; Rodentia; Sciuridae. Gene Ontology annotation, cellular component: CD95 death-inducing signaling complex. The record is from RefSeq and is a predicted model, not a curated record. Gene Ontology annotation, biological process: extrinsic apoptotic signaling pathway; regulation of apoptotic process; positive regulation of innate immune response. Gene Ontology annotation, molecular function: death receptor binding; caspase binding.
UCGGAUCGGAAACCAGAGUGCCGGCGGCUUGGUGGGCGCGGGGAGUGCAGGCUGCUCGCCGGCGCCGCCAUGGACCCCUUCCGGGUGCUGCUGCACUCGGUGUCGGCCGACCUGUCCAGCGGCGAGCUGACCGAGCUCAAGUUCCUGUGCCAGGGGCUAGUGGGCAAGAGGAAGCUGGAGCGCGUGCAGCGCGGCCACGAGCUCUUCGAGGUGCUGCUGGAGCAGAAGGACCUGGAGGCCGAGCACACCGGGCUGCUGCGCGACCUGCUGGCCUCGCUGCGGCGCCACGACCUGCUGCAGCGCCUGGACGACUUCGAGGCGGGGGCGGCGGCGGGGGCCGCGCAGGAGGAGGCAGAUCUGCACGCAGCCUUCAGCAUCAUAUGUGAUAACGUGGGGAAAGACUGGAGGAGACUGGCUCGUCACCUUGGAGUUUCUGACGCCAAGAUCGAUGGAAUUGAGGAGCGAUACCCCCGCAACCUGGCAGAGCGGGUGCGGGAGUCGCUGAGAGUGUGGAAGAGCAGCGAGCGGGAGAAGGCCACAGUGGCCGGCUUGGUCGAGGCGCUCAGGGCCUGUCGGAUGAACCUGGUGGCCGACCUCGUGGAGGAGGAGCAGCUGGCCCGGCGGCUCCAAAACGGGAGUGAUGCUGUGUCCCCAAUGCAGUGGGACUCAGACACACACACCUCAGAAGCUCCUUGAUGGGGCUGCCGUUCUCCUUGGGGACCACGGGACUUGAUUCUCUGUACCGUGCCCAGCACUGGGCAGUCCCGUCAGGAGCCAGGCAGAGGGCCCCCCCUCAGAGCCAUGCUCCAGCUUCACAGUUAAAGCUGCGUUUCCGAGCCCUUCCUCUGCCAGGCGGGGCCUGGAAUGCGGGUGAGGGAGGGGGCUUCUGUCAUCUUCACUCAGUGAAUGCCAACCAGAGACUCGCAGCUUUGGGCACCAAGGCACUCGUUCAGAUUGCAGUCCUACCUGUUAUUCUUCAGGUGAGGAAAGGGGCUGGAGGGAGGUCAGAAGCGGCACAGCGCAUCCGGUUCCGCAGAACGGCCUUCUAACCAGCGUGUCCCACUGUGACUCCACCGUGGACAAAGGCACAUUUUGUCCCAUUCUUUGAGGCGACAGGGUAGACCUGGACACCAGCACGAGGUGCUGUCCUGGUCCAGGAGUCAGGACACCUGGCUGACUCACAGAGCGGCAGGCGACAGCAGGGCUGUGAGGGUGACCGCAGUGACGCCUGUGGAGUGCUCCCAGGAACUGGUGCACAGCCGAGCUCCGCAAUCAGUUCUCGUGAGGAGCCGGUUCCCGGGUCGCAGGUGGCUGUUCUGUGUCAGAAUUACCAUCCAGGCGGUCAUUGGCCUAGCAAGGGGCAGGACCCUGGACUUCCAAAGCCCUCCACUGAAGCCAGUGCCUUUACCUGGAGCCCUCCAGGCGCCUCUGGAAACCAGAUGGGUCCAGAGCCUUUUUCCUGAAGAGGUCACGUCACAGAGCAUCCCCACUCCUGCCGAUGACUUUCUCACGUCACGUAUUCUGAGGGGUUCGGUCCAGCGGGUGUCAGCAGCUCGUCCUGCGCUCUCCCUGUGGAAAUGGCGGCAGGGUUAUCUAAUAGCUCGCUCACCACUAGCCGGAGUAUUGAUCUAAGCAAAGGGUGAUCUGCAGAAGGCAGGUCUGCCACCUGUGGGACCUGCCUGCGCCUGCCAGGCACUGUUAUGGUUCUGGAACGUUCCCCAGGAGCUCACGCGUUGAAGACUGAGCGGUGUCCAGGAGUGGUGCUUUUACCAGGAAUGGGUCGGCCAGGCGUGUGGCGCAGGCCUGUCAUCCCAGGGACUUGGGCGGCGGAGGCAGGGUUGGAAGCUUGAGACCAGCCUCAGCAACUGAGCAAGGCUCGAAGCAACCUAGGAAGACCCUGUCCUGAACUAAAAGGGUAGGGAUGCCGCUUGGUGGUUAAGAACCCCGAGUUUGAGACCCAGUACCAAAAAAGAAAAGUGGUAUGGAUCAUGUGGCUUUAACCUCAUCAGUGGAUUCAUCCGUUUAGCGUGUCUAAUGGUUUAGGUGUGAAGUGUGCCCCCCAAGCUCCUGCGUGAGACAAUGCAAGGAAGUUCAGAGGUGAGAUAGCUGGGUUACGUGAGUUUUAACCUAAUCAGUGUGUUGAUCCCCCGAUAGGGGUUGACUGAGUGGUGACUGUGAGCAGGUCGGGUGUGACAGGACAGGUGGGUCCCUCAAGGUGGGCUUCUGUUUGGUCCUUGGUGAGAGAAGUUUGUCUCUGCUUCCUGACUGUCCUCUCCUGGGCUGCCUUCCUCCACCACACCCUUCCACCAUGAUGUCCUGCCUCACCUUCGCCCAAAGCAGUGGAGUCCGCUGUCUGUGGACUGAGACCUCCUAACCGUGAGUGCCAAAUAAACUUUUCUUCCUCUAAAA